Messenger RNA from Scatophagus argus, 2477 nucleotides. RefSeq names its product transmembrane protein 121Ab (gene tmem121ab). The transcript has a single exon. The record is from RefSeq and is a predicted model, not a curated record. The coding region runs from base 426 to 1370 and encodes 314 amino acids. Lineage: Eukaryota; Metazoa; Chordata; Actinopteri; Scatophagidae.
UUGACUGUGUGCAGAUUACUAUCAGUCAUGGUGUGUCAGCUGGAGAGCCCUUGGUGUAGCUGCUGCUCACAGGCAGAGGCGGAUCAAUGGAAGUGCGCUGAGUAACGAGGUGAUGUUCCUGUUUUCACAUGGUCCGAGAGCAAUCAGCAGGCAGCACAUCUCCGCUGACUCCACACGCUACUCUGCUUCUACACUGCAAUAACAGUCUUCCUCUCUGGACUAUUAGUGCAGUGAUAUAUAGUGUUAUUUUAAAAUUAGACACACUAGCUAGACAUUCUUUCCUGUGCACACCAGAGCUGUCACAGCACCUUAAACAUCGUUCUUUUCUCCAGGUUUGGAGAGGACAGAGUGCUGCAUUGACAUUCUGGACAAUUUUUCUUUUGAAGGCUGGGGACAGAGAGUGAGAGCCAGCAGGUGCCCUCGCCAUGGUGUUGCCACCCCCAGACAAACGCCACGUGUGCCUGACCACCAUCGUCAUUAUGACCAGCAUGGCCUUCAUGGACGCCUACCUGGUGGAGCAGAACCAGGGUCCCAGAAAGAUCGGUGUGUGUAUUAUAGUGCUGGUAGGGGAUGUGUGCUUCCUCAUAGUGCUGCGGUAUGUGGCAGUGUGGGUCGGCGCCGAGGUGCGCACAGCCAGGCGAGGAUACGCCAUGAUCCUCUGGUUUCUGUACAUCUUUGUCUUGGAGAUCAAGCUCUACUUUGUCUUCCAGAAUUGCAAGGCAGACAGGAAGAGCUUGGAGACGGUGGCCCGGAAGGCUUUGACAUUAUUAUUAUCUGUAUGCGUGCCAGGCCUGUACUUGGUUCUAGUGGCUCUGGAUAGUAUGGAAUAUGUGAGAACUUUCCGGAAGAAGGAGGACAUGAGGAGUCGGCUAUUCUGGGUGGCUCUGGACCUGCUGGACCUGCUGGAUAUCCAAGCUAACCUUUGGGAGCCCCAGCGGACAGGCCUGCCCAUCUGGGCAGAGGGUCUGAUGUUCUUCUACUGCUACAUCCUGCUGCUCAUCCUGCCCUGUGUAUCGCUCAGUGAAAUCAGCAUGCAGGGGGAGCACAUGUCACCCCAGAAGAUGAUGCUGUACCCAGUUCUGAGCCUCGUUACCAUAAACGUGGUCACCAUCCUCAUACGAGGAGUCAACAUGGUGCUGUUUCAGGACAGCCGCGUUUCCACGAUCUUUGUCGGCAAGAACGUGGUGGCCAUCGCCACCAAGGCAUCCACUUUUCUGGAGUACCGCAGACAGGUGAAGGAGUUCCCCCACCCGCAGAACGCCAUGGCACUAGAGCUGCAGCAGAACUCCGUCAGUCACACGCAGCCGCUGCCCAACGCCACCAGUUUGCCGCACGAACCUUCACCGGCACAGGACGUCAUUGACACAUGACCGCCAGCGCUGGACUGAGCACAGGACCAUAACAAACUGACUGCUUUUUAUGAAAGCUCCAGGAGUGGAGGUAGAUAGAGAAAUCAGCUGCAUGACAGGCUGAUAUUCUGCUCUUGUCAAGCCCACAUGAACUGCUGUGAAACCAUAAAAGAGAUUUUCAGCAUCACCUGCCCGUCAGAAAAUACUGUAAACCUACACUUGACUCUGAGUGCAGCGUGCACACUUUAGCAAUCAAGGUUUUUAUCGUGCUAUUGUGUUUUUAAUUGUUUUAAAAGUUGAAACUUUUAUUAAGAGACAAUCUCCACACUGCACAGCCUGGUGACAUUAUGUUGUGUAAAGUGGACAGUCCCCGCCCCCCCCCAACUUGGUGAGUAUCUUGUAUUUUUUAAAGGUCACUUUUUCGACAGUGUGGCAUUUCCUUUGCAUUCCAACACCAAAGGACAAACCACUCGGUGUGAAGCACUGGCAGAGAGGAGGAGCACAGGGUGACAUGGGUCAGUCAUGGGGGGCUAACUGUGCUGUGAAAGAGAGAGGCUGGUGGGACACGAAUGCUUUUCCUUCUGUGUUUGGUUCUGCUGAGAAAGGAGCUCUGUGAAAGCUGCUGCCUCCGUCAGCACCGGAGCUCAGCACUACACCACCCACUGCAGGCAUCCAAGCGCGUGUUUUACUCUGUCAGUGUGUGUGUGUCUAUGAGCACGAACCCUAGUCUAUAGAGUGUAUGCCUGCAAGAAUAUGUGUUCACUACAGGAGGUUUUGGUGGUAUUUGAAAUUGUUUUCAGAUACAAGUGACUGAUGUGUGUGAUGAAUUGCAAAUGAGAGAAAAUAUGUAGAGAUGUCAGGGGGAGGGAAAAAAAAAACAAACAAACAAUAUGACGGGGGUGAGAUACCUUUUUGUUUCCUGUAAUGUACAUUCCUCCAAAACUAGCUCAAGCCUUGAAGUCAGAGAAUGCAGAUAUCAGAGUCGAGAGAACACAACAUCGCUGAAGAAUUGACAAAAGAUAAAACAUAAAAACCAUAACAUACAAACAGAAAAUAUUUCUUCUGUUGCUAUUCAGUUCACUAUUAUUAUUAUCAUUAUUAUUAUUAUUAUGUACAUUCUUUACUUGU